AUGGCAGGGAUUGUGGCGUUCUUUUUGGUUGAUAAGAUCUCAAGCUUUCUCAAUGAGGAGAUAAAGCUGGGAGAAAUGCGCAUAACAGCCUUCCUGCCAGUGGCAGAAAGAGAUUCUCAAGCCAGUGUAUUGGUCAAGCAAGUAAGAGAGAUCGCUUUCAACAUUGAAGAUGUUCUUCGCUUAGUGGCUGAUGAUCGUUUGGCUAGUAAUCAAAGGAAUGGAUGCAAUGGUCUCGUCUCCAAGAUCACUCAUCUUAUUAAGAGUAACGUGAAACAUCGCUAUCAAAUUGCUUCUGAAAUGCAAAGCAUCAAAACCAGAAUUUUUAGCAUCUCCAGAGGAUGUCAAAGAUACAAAUUAGAUGGCAUAGCGGGUUUCUACAAACAACACCUGGAAUGA
Dovyalis caffra is the source of this 396-nucleotide messenger RNA. Lineage: Eukaryota; Viridiplantae; Streptophyta; Magnoliopsida; Malpighiales; Salicaceae. The record is from the annotation of a GenBank genome assembly.